GGAUCGGAUCCCUCCCCCUCUCUCGUCUCUCCCUUUAUUAAUUAUUUAAUAUAAACUUGGGCUGGAGUGUGAAAUAAUAAAAUAAAAUAAAACAGUGCAGUUUAUUGUGUCUGCUAGCCACGGGUUGACCGAAUUUGUGUGAUAAAGAACAGUGCGGCCGACCUGGACAAAUUCAUAUUAACAACAAGUUCCUACUUGCUUGCUAUCCCUGCUGAGCUAUCCGAAUCCGGAGAAAGCAGGCAGAGUGCACGGGCUAUAGGGAGAAAGUUCUGGCCGUGUGUAGAGUACGUUGAGGUGGGUAGAGUAGAAUCCAUAGUGUUGUUUGUUCCGCAACCUCCACUUUGUAUAUACUCCAUUUACUCCGAUUCGGAAUCCAGGCCAAGUCAACCCAUUUCAUCUUGAACUUGGGCAGAACGAUGGUGUUUUCAAGAGGGACAACCAUAUAGAACUACGAUACACAUUGUGCCUCAAGGAAAUCGACCAUAUACAUAGUUUGCAUCGACGGAAAGUAAAAACUAAACUUGGUGCAUAAAAUAGGUCGUGGCGUGGUUUAUAAAAUUGUGUCCCCUCUGCAACUACUCUGUCGCUAAUGGUGGAAGAGGAGGAGGAGGAAAAUAAUAAUCACGAGAAAAAGUGGGUUAGUAGUGGCGUGUUGUUGGUGGUGAUGGUGGUGGUGGAGCAGUUUUCGGAGUUUUCGGGACCUAUUUCGUCUGCGCUGCCCUUGAACUAGAAAUCCCCGCAAUAGAAUUACGACGACGUCUCCUGACCCACUUUCUCCCACCUCCUCCCAUUCUCACCACGCUCCUCCAGGUCUCCUUGCGACACACACACCCUCUUCACCUCCUCUUCAGUUACCUCGACUCUUAUUGUCCAUGCUCCUUAGUCCUCCGACAACAACAAUAACAUCACCUACGCACAGCCAAAACGGCUGCACCCAUAGGUCUCACUUUUUUUAGAGUCAAGGUAAUUACACAACAGACUCAAACAACCUGCUACCCGACGCAACCAUUCAUUAACAACCGUUCCAAGUUUUUCUCUGAUAAAAAUACCAUCUCAAAAUAUAAGCCUACACAUUUCCCUCGCUUUAAAUAACCAAAGAAAAUAAAUCAAGAAACGUAAAACAAAUAUCUUAAUCACCAGAAUAAAUACGACACCUUUAAUACUGCAUCACAGAAUUCGGUGACUGAAUGAGUGGUGUCUGUUUUACUCAUUAAAAUUGUUUAUUUUGACUAUCAAAGUAAGUGAUUUAGACCUGAAUCUAAACGAAAUUGAAAUUGUGUUAAAAAAAUCAAUUGUUUAUUUUACUGCCGACGACCUGGAAAAAGUUUAAUACUAAAUAUAAGCAGCUCAACGUUAUAAUAGCAUAAAAUAUGCGACUAACAAAAGUGCGACUUAUAUAAACUUGCUACAGAAUUCAUUCUCAAGAAUGUGAUUUGCAAUGUACCUAAAUAGCGUAGACUGCAAACAUUGGGAAAGUAUAGACAAAAUAUAAUAAUAUCGACUCCUCCAGAUCAGAGAGUCAUACACAUGUAUAAUUUGAGUUAAUAAAUACAAUUCAUUUUAAUACUAGUUACUACAACCUUAGCCCCCGGUAAUGAACUUUGGAUCAUGGAAUGUGGCUUUAAAAUUUGAAUCGCCUUAAUUUCCCUAUCCGUUUCUCUGUUUGCCAUCACCAGAUAUUCUAACGAUCUACCUGAACUAAAGACAAUCAUUGCUUUAAAGGAGAACAAAUAAUUUGAAUAUCUCAUAGGAAUCACACAACUAAAUACUAAAUAUACAAUUGUCCCGUCCUGUUCCUAACUCUGAUCUGAACCCCUUCAUUCCCCAAGCCAUCAUCCAAGGCAAGUCAAUCUAUUACUGAAAUAUAUAAAUCCCACAAAAAGUGUUCCAUCAACGACCACGCCAAUAUUAUUUCACUUUUAAAACUGAGAAACUCUCUGCAAGCUUUAAUCUCAACGUAACCGGUGAACACUUUUGCUGCUGCUGCUGUAUUACUUAUUACCUGUGAAGCUAUUCUCCGACCUUGACACACAUUUAUAUUUAGAAGUUGAAAAGUAUUGCCAAAUCACAUAAAACAUUGGCAAAUCUAAAAAUCCUACAUCAGGAACAUAGUUUACUUACUACUACGAAAAAAUCAAUCACUGGUUGGAACUAGUAAUUACCUUCCCUACUUGCGGUGGUCGGGUUGGGUGAUCCUUGACUAGAUAUGCAUAAGCUCAUUGGUCUAUAGAACUGUAUGCAGUUGAAUACUUAAAAACGAAUAAUUUCAACCAACGAGUACCGCAUAACACGACAACUAAAUACCUGAGACCAAUUUCUAAUUACAAUAAAUUAAAAAAUAAGCGUUCGUCAAAAUGCACGAGGAGGACGAAGCCAGUACGACAUCGGUGGAGAAAGUUGUUAUCAUUGAAAUUGGCCCAGAACAAGCCGAGGGUAGCUCCACCUCAGAAUCUCAUCAUGACAAUUUGGACAACUCCAACAGCACGACGGCCGAGUCUCCUCCCUUCACGGGGGGUAACCAGUCAUCGGGAGCCACCCCCAGUGGGCUGGAGUACACGACGGCUAUUUGUCAGGACCAGCCGGAUACAAAGGAGGGGAUCGAAGAGUUGUGUCCCGUCUGUGGGGACAAAGUGUCCGGCUACCACUACGGCUUGCUCACGUGCGAGUCCUGCAAGGGUUUUUUUAAACGCACUGUCCAGAACAAGAAAGUCUACACCUGCGUCGCCGACAGAAACUGCCACAUUGACAAAACACAACGAAAGAGGUGUCCAUAUUGCAGAUUCCAGAAAACUUUGGCUGUUGGUAUGAAACUGGAAGCCGUCCGAGCUGACCGAAUGCGGGGUGGACGAAACAAAUUCGGACCGAUGUACAAGAGGGACAGAGCCAGAAAAUUACAAAUGAUGCGUCAACGACAAUUAGCUAUCCAACAAGCUCGUCAACAAGGUUUAGCCAUCGUAUCUGACACCCUCCCGUUGUCCUACAGCAAUGGAUCUCCUUACGGACAAGGCGUCACGAUUAAGCAAGAAAUUCAAAUACCUCAGGUGUCUUCAUUGACCUCAUCCCCCGACUCCUCGCCAUCUCCUCUCGCCACCCUGGGCAUGGUCAACGGUUCGGGACAAUCAAGUAUAAACCUGGCAGAUCCCAAACUCUGGGCCACUUCCUCCACGUCCCCAAAUUCGUCAUCUACAAAGCAUUUUGUGUAUGAUUCCAAUAACCCGUCUGCCAAUAACUCAUCAAUUGGAAAUCAACAUGCUGGAAAUGACCCAUCCCAGGGCCACAUUGUGAGCGUUGACCACAAUUCUUCGGGACAAAAUUCAACAUCUAGUUCUAGCGUCGGAAGCAAAAUGCCACCCCUGAUUAGAGACCUUUUAUCGUCAUUAGAUGACAAGGAGUGGCAACAUUCCUUGUUCAAUCUUUUGCAGAAUCAAACUUAUAACCAAUGCGAGGUCGAUUUGUUUGAGCUGCUCUGUAAAGUUCUAGAUCAAAACCUCUUUGCACAGGUGGACUGGGCAAGAAACUCCAUCUUCUUCAAGGACCUCAAGGUGGACGAUCAAAUGAAGCUACUUCAAUAUUCUUGGUCGGAUAUGCUCGUUCUCGACCACAUUCACCACCGUGUACACAAUCAUUUACCAGACGAUGCACCCCUUCCCAACGGACAAAAGUUUGAUCUGCUGUCCCUCGCCCUAUUAGGCGUCCCUGCCUCCAUCGAUCGCUUCAAUGAGGUCACCUUAAAGCUCCAGGAAAUUAAGUUUGAUCAAGCGGAUUACAUUUGCUUAAAGUUCCUCCUGCUUCUUAAUCCAGACGUCAAGUCGUUGAUGAGUAGGAAGCAUGUUCAGGAAACUCAUGACCAUGUGCAGCAGUCGCUUCUCACCUAUUGCAUAAACUGCUACCCACAAGUUCAAGAAAAGUUCACCAAGCUUCUUACUCUACUGCCAGAUAUACGGCAAGUAGCAUCAAGGGGUGAAGAUUACCUGUACUUUAAGCACAUUAACGGAGGAGCUCCAACCCAAACCCUUCUUAUGGAAAUGCUACACGCGAAAAGAAAAUAAGCUUCGUCACAUAGUCUCCAAAAAGAAAGCUACUACUUUUAUUUGCUGACUUAUGUAGUUGUAUUGGAUAAUAAAGAAGCUCUAGAGAUACUCACUAUAUAUGUAACUAUCGAUGACCUGUAAAUGAAUGAUGAAACUGUAAAUGGUGAUGAAAUGAAGAAAGAAGAAAAAAUUUAUUUGUCAUAUUAACGUGUUUAGUAAAGGACGAUAAGAAUGAAGAAACUACUGGCUGAGACUAGAUUUUGAUAGCAAAAUAUUAUAUUUUUGAAGGCCGUGUUGUUGUGAAAGAGAAUCUUCAGUUACUGGAGAUCGAGGAAGGCAAAUCUGUGAUCUUGAUGGUGGUGGUGUUUGUUAUUUUUUAAAGAUAGUUUCUUAAUUUCCCUUUUUCUUUAUUCUUGUUGGGAAGAGGAAUGAUACGGUUUAAUUGUAAACUUUCAUUGUAAACUCUGGUACCUAAUAAUCUUAGCUAAAUUAUACACUAAUAUUAUUACGAAGAGGAAUAUUCAGAACACAGAGGGACAUCAUGCAUGUUGCCUGCAGAGGGGGUAACCGAGGGGUAAAUGUAAAACUGAGGUUAUUUGGAGUUAACUGACAAUUCAUUUGUUGAAGCCGUACAAUCUAUUUUUCUAUGUAGUAUUAGUUAUUGGUGAGAGGUAGUAGUAAUAUAAAGCAGUGAAUAGUAGCCAAAGCUGUGUGUACAUACAAUUUUUUCGUAGGGCCUAUUUUGGUGUUCUUUCUAUUAAUAUUAUUAUUAUUAUUGGGGUGGUUUUGGGUAAUUUAAAAUGGGUUUUAGCAUAGCAGACAUAUUAAUUAAUUUAAAUGUAACGUUACAUAGUCCAUGUUGUUUUCACAAUUUCGCCAAGUAAAGAUGAUUUAUUGUUUUUUUAGAGAAAUAUUUCUAAAAAUUAAUUUUGUCAACUCGUCACUUAUGAAACUAUACUACACACUACAAACCACAGCGCUCGUUGUUAUAUGUACUUUAUACGUUGCAUAGGACGUACAAAUUAACGGUAGCUGUAGAAUUAUAUGUUUUUGUAAACAGUUGAUGAUCCAUCACUACUAUCUCCUUUUGAUUUACAUAUUAUUAUCAUUCGUACGUAAACGCUACAUGGAUUGUUUGACUGUGGUGUGAAUGUUGUGGUGACGCUGUGGCGAGUGACUUCUGCCCGAGAGUAUUGUUACACGACGACGAGUGUACCAAAUUGUAACCUCUUAUUUAUGUUGUUAUAAUUUACAAUGAUCUGUAAAACUAGCAGUAAAGUGUUUGAUGUUGUCAUUAUGCUGAUGAUGAGAUUUGUGCGUGCGAACUUGAGGCGAGGGUGCAUGAAUUAGAUGACAUUCCAUUCUGACAAUCGGACAGAAAAAAUGUGUUGAUAAUCAUUGUUUCAUUUUUACAUAUAUCGAGGAGGGGUAUGUAAUAAACCACCUGUUUCUGUUGUUUAAGUUAAUUUUUCAGUGCUAUUAGACCAUCAUCAUCAUUUGAAUAAGUACUAGUUGAUAAAAGAAGAAAAAAAGAGUAUAAUAAUUUUCCUUGUUCUGUUCUGUUAAAAAAAUGUAGCUGAAAUUAUUUGAAAGUAUAUAUGAAUGUUUUUGUCACGAUGCUUCAUAGCCUGUCCAAAUUUAUAAAUAAAACGCUAACUCGUUCAUUAAA
This is a messenger RNA of Folsomia candida, 5700 nucleotides long. RefSeq names its product nuclear hormone receptor FTZ-F1. The coding region runs from base 2355 to 4049 and encodes 564 amino acids. The transcript is spliced from 19 exons. The record is from RefSeq and is a predicted model, not a curated record. Gene Ontology annotation, cellular component: RNA polymerase II transcription regulator complex. Gene Ontology annotation, biological process: regulation of transcription by RNA polymerase II; tissue development; hormone-mediated signaling pathway. NCBI's taxonomy places the organism in Eukaryota, Metazoa, Arthropoda, Collembola, Entomobryomorpha, Isotomidae. Gene Ontology annotation, molecular function: nuclear receptor activity; zinc ion binding; RNA polymerase II cis-regulatory region sequence-specific DNA binding.